CACUCUCCACUCUCACUCCCCACCAGUAUAUAACCCCCAUUUCCACGAACUAGUUCCUCUGCAUCUUGAAGAACUCCAAUCCAUCCCCGGCGAUAGAGCCACGCUCUCUACCUGCUCGAUAGAAACCCUUGGAUUCUCUCUCUGUCCUGAACAAAAAUGAGGGAAAUCCUUCACGUGCAAGGUGGACAAUGUGGAAACCAGAUUGGAUCAAAGUUUUGGGAGGUUGUGUGUGAUGAGCAUGGCAUUGAUCCAACUGGCCGGUACACUGGAACCUCUGAUCUGCAAUUGGAGCGUGUCAAUGUCUAUUACAAUGAGGCUUCUUGUGGACGGUUUGUUCCUCGUGCUGUGCUCAUGGAUCUUGAGCCAGGUACCAUGGACAGUGUGAGAACCGGUCCUUAUGGCCAGAUAUUCAGGCCUGACAACUUUGUGUUUGGGCAAUCUGGUGCGGGGAACAAUUGGGCUAAGGGCCAUUAUACUGAGGGAGCGGAGCUUAUUGAUGCGGUUCUUGAUGUUGUGCGAAAAGAAGCAGAGAAUUGUGACUGUCUUCAAGGUUUUCAAGUGUGCCACUCACUGGGUGGUGGUACUGGUUCUGGAAUGGGUACUUUGCUGAUCUCAAAGAUCAGGGAAGAAUACCCUGAUAGGAUGAUGCUCACUUUCUCAGUGUUUCCAUCCCCAAAGGUUUCAGAUACAGUGGUUGAACCAUACAAUGCUACACUUUCUGUCCAUCAGCUUGUUGAGAAUGCUGAUGAGUGCAUGGUACUAGACAAUGAGGCAUUGUAUGACAUCUGUUUCAGGACACUCAAGUUAACUACUCCUAGCUUUGGUGAUCUGAACCAUUUAAUCUCGGCAACAAUGAGCGGUGUCACUUGCUGCCUAAGGUUCCCUGGUCAACUUAACUCUGAUCUCCGAAAACUUGCUGUCAACCUCAUCCCUUUUCCUCGUCUACACUUCUUCAUGGUUGGGUUUGCUCCUCUGACCUCACGGGGUUCCCAGCAAUACCGUGCACUUACUGUCCCUGAACUCACCCAACAAAUGUGGGAUGCCAAGAACAUGAUGUGUGCUGCAGACCCACGUCAUGGACGCUAUCUCACUGCCUCUGCCAUGUUUAGGGGCAAGAUGAGCACCAAAGAAGUGGAUGAACAAAUGAUCAAUGUUCAGAAUAAGAACUCUUCAUACUUUGUGGAGUGGAUUCCAAACAAUGUCAAGUCAAGUGUUUGCGACAUUCCUCCUAGGGGGCUUUCCAUGGCAUCAACCUUUAUUGGGAAUUCUACCUCCAUUCAGGAAAUGUUCCGGCGUGUAAGCGAGCAGUUCACAGCCAUGUUCAGGAGGAAGGCUUUCUUGCAUUGGUACACAGGGGAAGGCAUGGAUGAGAUGGAGUUCACCGAGGCUGAGAGCAACAUGAAUGACCUUGUGUCUGAAUAUCAACAGUAUCAAGAUGCAACGGCUGAUGAAGAACUUGAUUAUGAGGAUGAAGAGGAAGGAGUCCAUGAAAUGUAAUGAAGUAUGAGAGAAGAGGAAGGAAUCCAUGAAACGUAAUGAAGUAUGAGAGAGCCAUAAACCUCUGCUACUGCAUUUGGUAAAUAAUGCCUAAGUAUAUUAACUACUUCUGGUUGAGUUUGAAGGUUUUUGGGUCAUUCUAUGGGUGAUGAUUGUGAUUUGUGAGUAGUAGACUGCUAGAGAGUUGGAAAAAUGUCUGUUUGUUCAUUUAGACAAUGGUAGGCUUUUAAUAUGAGCUGUUAUGAGAUGUGGAAAGUUGUUUUGUAAUGCUAUUCUCAAUCGAAUUUUAUCUAUCUUGUUUUUAUUGUGAAA
Malania oleifera is the source of this 1809-nucleotide messenger RNA. RefSeq names its product tubulin beta-4 chain. Gene Ontology annotation, biological process: microtubule cytoskeleton organization; mitotic cell cycle. The record is from RefSeq and is a predicted model, not a curated record. The transcript is spliced from 4 exons. Gene Ontology annotation, cellular component: microtubule; cytoplasm. Gene Ontology annotation, molecular function: GTP binding; structural constituent of cytoskeleton; GTPase activity. The coding region runs from base 157 to 1497 and encodes 446 amino acids. Lineage: Eukaryota; Viridiplantae; Streptophyta; Magnoliopsida; Santalales; Ximeniaceae.